AUGGCGGGCCACGAAAGGUCAGGUUACAUGUCGAGCCUCUGGCACUCCCUCAGGCAGGUGCUGUUUGUACCUUUCAUCCAGCUAUUAACCCGCAUCUUUCACUUCGCCGAUCCAAAGAAGGACCCCACGCCCACGCCCGAAUCACAGCACCACCACCACUGUUCACCUUCACCUUCUACAACACAACACCGCAACGAACCUGACUUGUCUACACCUCUUUUGCAUCCUACACAUACAAACCACUUUGCCUACCACGCUGCCGACCCGGACUCUGAGCUCGCUGUCGGUGACUAUUCAUCCCAGGACGAUACCAUGGCCGCGUCUAAGAAGCGCGGAGGCCGUGGGCGAGGUGGCCCCAGAACCACCGUCGCCGCAGGCACAGAAGCCACGGCAGCCACCAAUCCCGCGCCCGCUGCAGUUGGCCAGUCAAACGGCGUGUCGGCCGCCCCUCACAGCAAUGCUGGUCAAUCCUCUGCGCCUCCCUCGGCCCCCCAGACCACUGCUCCGGCCGGUGUCACUAUCACGCCCCUCACGAACCAAUGUGACACGAACACCAACUCCUUCCAGUCUGGCGGCCAGAAGCGACCAGGAUCUCGAAGAGGCGGCCGAAACCGCGGUCGCUCUUCGCCCACGAAGCACAUCGUCGACAACAAGAAGGAGAAUGCACCCCCGCCCCAGGAUGACAAUGGUGCCUCUCUCCGGUCCCUCCGGGCAGCCCAAACCUCUUCUCCGGCUCUGAUCGCUGCGACCGAAAACAAAGGCCAGCUUCAGAAACCGGGUACCCGCGGCCAAGGCGUCACCAAGCCUCAGGCUGCUCCGGCAAUCACCAAGUCUGCUGCUCCGGCAAUCACCAAGCCUACUGUUCCGGCAAUCACCAAGCCUGCUGCUCCGGCAAUCACCAAGCCUGCUGCUCCGGCAAUCACCAACCCUGCUGCUCCCAAAUUCACGCCUGUGAACGACGAGAGUGUUGCGCCCGAUGAUCAGGCCGACCAAGCCGACCAAGUCGAGCAGCUCUGCACUGUUGCCGAUCGCCUCACUAUUGCCGAUGCUGCUUCCGCCGAACAGCCGGCGGAGCAGGACCUCAAUAUCGCUACUGCAGCUGUCGAGACUGCCGCGCUUCCUGUCCCUGUCGUUGUCGCCAUCCCUCUUCCCACUCAGCUAUCUGUGGUUGACUUGACUGAAGCCCCUGCGGCCCCGAUCCUCCCUGGGCUUAUUGAACCCAAGACGGACGAGGAGCGCGCGGAGCGAGAGUACCAUCUCACGUACAUGCGAGAAGCACUUGAUAUGGGAGUCUUGGCUUUGAACACGAAUGAAACCCCGGUUGGCUGUGUCCUAGUUUAUCAUGGAAGAACCAUCGCGAAGGGCAUGAACGCCACCAAUGUUACUCGCAAUGGCACCCGCCAUGCUGAAUUCAUGGCCUUGUCAGCCCUGCUCUCGCGCAAGGAGCAGGGCGAUGUUGGGGAAGUUAACACCAGUCCUAACAAAGCCCUCGACGAUGCUAGCUGGGGAGAUGUAGACCCGAAAGACGGCCACAUCUACCCCUAUGGACAGAAGCUGCAUCCUGCACCUGUGGUCACCCACGACAUCAUAUCCGAAUGCGUUCUCUAUGUCACUGUUGAGCCUUGCGUCAUGUGUGCUUCACUUCUCCGACAGCUCGGCAUCCGAAAGGUCUACUUCGGCGCUGUGAACGACAAGUUUGGAGGCACUGGUGGUGUCUUCCGAAUUCACAUGAACUCGAAGCUAGUACCGAAGCCUGACAACGGAAGACCCUAUCAGAAUGGGUACGGACCUCAGGACGCUAUGCGCAUCGCCAAGGGCAGAAUUAACCCCAACACUCGGGACGAUGAUGACGGUGAUGGUGGCAAUGUUGAACCUGGUUAUCCUGUCGAGGGUGGCUACCUUCGCGAUGAUGCCGUGUCGCUGCUCCGACGCUUCUAUGUCCAGGAGAAUGGUCGAGCUCCCCAGCCUCGCAAGAAGGAAGGAAGAGCUGCUCGCCUGUAUGCGCAGGAGAAGAAGAUCGAUGGCGUUGAGCUAUCAGAUGAAGCGAUCACAGCUAACAACGAUUCGUCCAACGAUACCACGGAUGACUAG
Anthostomella pinea is the source of this 2091-nucleotide messenger RNA. The record is from the annotation of a GenBank genome assembly. NCBI's taxonomy places the organism in Eukaryota, Fungi, Ascomycota, Sordariomycetes, Xylariales, Xylariaceae.